GGUCCGGCAAUAGCCGGGGCGCGGGUAAGCUCCAAACACAACGAACGCGCAGCGUGCCAAUUGCCAACCCGUCAGCGGCAAUGGCUGUUGGCCCGGAGCAGGUGACCGGGGCGUCUCCCCGGCCGCCGAGCGGGCCAUCACGUGCCGACAGCGGCGCCCGGGCCGAGACGCAAUGAAUGUUUCAUCGGCUCCGGGCCGGCCCGUUUUCUGCACAGACACGAUCGGAGCGGCGACCGCCGGGCGACGACAGCCGCCCAUCUGUCCGGUCAUCUUUACGUGUCAGCAGCGCCGCGUAACAGACGCGCCGCUGACGCCACCGGCGCGCAGCGGCGCCACUUUCGCGCCGCGUCCUUCGUUUUUUGCCACGAGGUGGCGUCGCGCGUCGCGACAGGGGACAUCUUUGGCCGGCGGCGAUUCCAAUUAUCAUUGGCGGUGCUCGCGAUAUGCAAUGGGGUCGGUGGCGCUUGGCCGCUCUCUCCCUCCGGUGGGCGCGGGGAGGCGCGCACCGAGGUCACACGCCGACCGGCCAAUAGGGGUGAACUGAGAUGCGAUCGGCGUCGGUGCCCGGUCAGGACCCCUCGACGAGGUGUGAGCGAAAGGGUGGCUCAGACGGAGGGUCAGUCGCACCCCGGGCUCCCCGCCGGCAACCCGACAGCUCAGCGCCCCAGCCGGCAAAUAGACAGUCGCUGAGAGCGCAACAGUCUGUGAACGGGCCUCUAAAGUGACUUCUCCGCGUCCGGAGCAGCUCGAGCAGUUUUCUGAGCCCCAUCACCCAGUGUUGUCGCGAUGUCCGGUUCGGUGCGGCCCCACUUGCUGCUGAUGGCUCUGCUGGUGGUGACGGUCGCUGCCGAAUGGAAGUUCGACCCCUGGAGCCAGCAGUGGGUGAACGAGGAGGCCAAGCAGACGGUCCAGUCGCGCCAGGGACACUCCUACCAGCAGAACUACCAGCAAAACUACCAGCAGGACUACCGCGACUACCACGCCCAGAAGCGCAAGGAGACCAAGACGGUCGAGUGCAAGAAGCGCAACAGAGACGGCCGGUGUCUCACCAAGGCCGAGCGCGAGCUGCUGCUUCCCAACGGCUUCGCGCUGGGCUUCGAGCCCAAGGUGGCCUUCAACCUGUACGACGAUGCCGACAUGGGCAGACUGAGGGUGCAGAUGAAGACUGAUAUCUCGUACGUUCCGCCGGCGAAUCUGGUCGACGCCGCCGGCAGGUCCCUGGGCAGCAACGCUCGCGUGAUGAUGGACAAGAGGAUACUCUACAACACGUUCAAAACCAUGAUGUCAAAGUUCGGAGCCGACGGCGACGCGUGUCUACAGAGGGCCGUCUGUGAGGUCGCUGAGGCGCCGCUCAGGAGGGACGGCAUGAUCGGCGAGAUCCUCAACCUGGUCCUCUCGCCGUCUCACCGGCUGGACGAGUCUCUCUCCGAGGACGUGGCCGAGCUGUUGGUGGCCGAGCGGCGCGGUCGGGAGGUCGGCGAGUGCCACAUCGCCUACCCGCGCUGCCCCCUCUCGCUCUUCAACGUGAUCGACUCGGCGUCCGACUACACGGGCAGCAUCCUGGACGCCCUGGCCGACCACGACCAAAUUGUCAGCUGAACGAGACUUCAUCAACGGCGGGACACAGCGCGAGCUCGAGCGGCCCCACACCGCGCCGCACGGCUCCCGCAGCGGAGAGCUGGGAACGGUGAAUGGAAGUCCCGGAGGGUGGUCCUCACAGAAUGUGUGUUUGUUGUUAUUGUUAUUGGUUGUUGUUAUUGUUAUGGUCUGCUGGUCGAAUUGCCUCGCCGGUUGGACAUUAUUUAUGCGAGCUUGAGAAGGAGAGUUGUGUGGACCUAUGAUGAAUGGUGGCUCAUAUCCACAAGGGUGAUGUAUUGGGCUGCGUAGACCUCGUUGGCAAGAAGUGUGCGACGGAGAAGUGAUCGUCAUCAGCAGAAAAGCUAAGUAAAUGAUGCAUGGGGCAUUGCAAGCAUCCCUUGGGCAGUGCUUAAAUCAUAGGAAACGCGUUGUCCGGUUCGCGAUCAAAUACAAUUUCAUUUUGACAUUUA
This is a messenger RNA of Amphibalanus amphitrite, 2048 nucleotides long. RefSeq lists its product as uncharacterized. The transcript is spliced from 4 exons. Lineage: Eukaryota; Metazoa; Arthropoda; Thecostraca; Balanomorpha; Balanidae. The coding region runs from base 787 to 1599 and encodes 270 amino acids. The record is from RefSeq and is a predicted model, not a curated record.